CGUCCCUCUGACGGAGAAAUAGCUACGCUAGCUAGACGAUCUCGUUCCGAGAGGCGCCGCCCUUUCCCGUCCCUCCCCGCGACGUGCCGCACCACCCCCUCACCGGGCCCUCCAGUUGCCGCUUCCCCUCCCCUCCCCGCUCUCCAGCUCGCCGCGGCACCUUGCUCCGCUGCCUCCUGCCGGUCCACCUCCUCUGUCCCUCCCGCCCCUCCUCUGUCUCGGCCCCCGCUGCAUCUGCAAGCAGCAGCACAUUGCGCACUGCUGACUGACGUGAGGAAUCGUCUACGCUAAAAUAAAAGAGCGAGGAAUCGUCGCCGGCGACGGCGAGCGACCGCGCACGCCGGAGGCAGCUGGAGGGAGGAAAGGGACUGCGGAGAGGAGAUGUUCACGAACGCGCAGCGACAGGUCGAGCGCACUGGCCGCGGCGGCACUCCGAGAGACCAGUACCUUCAGGAUCUUGUGACCCAGUUCCAGGACUCCACGGAUGAAGGGUACAAGGAGAGAAUUGUUGCAAACUUGUCAAAUUUCGCAUAUGACCCUUAUAACUACGCCUUUAUGCGCCAGCUGAAUAUUCUCGAGUUGUUCUUGGACUGCAUUACGGAACCAAAUGAAAGACUUGUUGAGUUCGGCGUUGGUGGAAUAUGUAAUUCAUGUGUUGAUCCAGCAAAUGCUUCUGUUAUUACUCAAUGUGGUGGAAUCCCAUUGGUUGUACAAUGCUUAUCUAGCCCAGUUAAGAAUACAGUGAAUUAUGCACUUGGAGCCUUGUACUACUUAUGCAACCCGUCGACAAAGAACGAGAUAUUGAAACCGGAUGUACUUAGGAUCAUAAGAGACUAUUCUGCAGCUGGAGCCGUCAACAGCAGCUUCAGCAAUCUGGCAAAUGCAUUUCUGGACAAGCACGUCAACUCGUGAUGUCAGUUCAGAACUGCAGAUGACUUGUCGCAGAUGUCCUACAAAAGGUUCAGGAUGGUGGAUUCAUUUCCCCAAUGUCGCUCAUCCCCAAGGUAAGGGUACACUCCUGUGUAGAAUUCUAGUACGCUCUUUGCCGCUUUCUCCUUGAAAGAUGUGAAACUUGGGUGAAAAUAGAUAUAAAAAAAGACAACAAAGCUAUCUGCUGCUUUACUUGCUGAGUUGUGUUACUCACUCACUGUAGUCUGAUAUAUGUAGAGAGAAAGGCAGGGGUAGUACUUAGACAAGUAGGUGAGCUUUAUUUGUUGUAUCAAAACUUAUCUAGGGUAGAAAGCUAGGUAGCUAUAUUCAUUAUCCAAGUACAAACGUGGUAAAGAUAUUUAUUUAGUUUUUUCUUCGAAACAGAGGAAUAAGCUUUGCCUCAUCCAUUAAUUAAAGGAGAACUAGAGAGUUGAGGUUGCAAUACGACACAAAAGCGUCAGCAAUAAAUACAAGAAAGGCCACCACUCUCCCGGCAUGAGUUCACCCAAACGUUUUGCACCCACUAUGACCUAAAGUCUUGCCUCAUUUUUGUUCCCUUCCAUGAGAAUUGUGGGAGGGGCGGAUUCGUAGCGGAAGACUUCAUUUUAAAUGGUCCAACUCAUCGCACUCCUAUCCUAAACGUUGCUUUCGGACAUAUUGAUCCACCAAUCUUUUGUGGACCCAAGCGGCAGUGUCGAUGUGUACAAGUUGAAGCCAAUCCCUAACCAAACCCCAAGCCUCAAAGUGUAGCGGCAUUUGUAAAGAUAUUUAGCUUCAUGCAUAGAUAUACAAUCUCAUAAUGUUGAAGCCAAUCCCUAACCAAACCCCAAGCCUCAGUUGGUACAAACUGAAAUCUUAUACAAUCUCAUAAGAAUUUAGCAAGCACAUCUCAUGGAUUUUUUUUGUGAGUAAGCACAACUCAUGGUUCUUCUAAAAGUGUUAACAAUCUCACCAGUAUCAGUGUGUCUCACUUGGUGCCUGCUUCUGGUGUGCAGGAGUAUUCAAGUGCUGAAAUAGACCUCUGUUAAUUUUCCUUUUGAUAUUCUUCUUGGGUCAUCAAGUGAAUCAUUGUGGUUCCACUAGUCUCCAUUUAUGUGAACAAAGAGUUUCAUACACUAAAAAUAUACAUGCCAUGUAAGUAAGGCAGAUUAUUAUGAAAGACCUUCAAAAGCUUAAAAAGGAAGAAAAAGGCCCCAAGUUCAAAUUUCAGAGUCUGCUGUGGACAAAAGUGAUGACUUCUCAACAUUGUCAAGAUUCGCAGCUGCACUACAUAUGAUUCAGCAGUUAUUGUUCCUCGCAAAAAAAAAAGUUAUUGUUCGCAUUACAUUACACUGUCAAGUUGUGUAGCUCGAGACAUCCUUCUAUCGCCGUAGUAGGUGAAAUGGCAUUUUCAUUGUCUGAAUUUUACACCCUAAAUAUGUAAACUCCGUGAAUUACAUCAUGUUAAUGCUGAGUAAUUUUUCUAACAAGCUCUUUUAUUUCUCAGUGAUGUGAAGCUUGGGCGAAUAGAUCAAUACGAUGGUGUGUAAGACAAGUAAGGAUGACGGCACUCAAAACCGUUGAAUCAAAAAUCAAGGCUGCAAAGCUGGGGGAUAGCAGUGGGUGAUGCUGCACACAUCGACGGCUGCAACAGAACCGGCAGCUGUCUGCACUCGAGUGCCAUGUACGCUACAGGUGCAGGCUAAGCACCUUGUGGCCGGAGACAGAACAAUGCGAUCUACUAUGUUCUUGUGGAAGUUGAAUUAUUUUCCCGAAUGCAUCUCAUCCCCUAUAGGUCGUACCAGGAUAGCAGUUUCAUCUUUUCUUUCUCACGCUCAAAGAUGUCAAACUUUGGUGAAUGGAGAUGGGAACCUGAGAUCAAGGAAACGAGAACAUUGUUUGCUUCA
Messenger RNA from Triticum aestivum (bread wheat), 2816 nucleotides. Its product is annotated as armadillo repeat-containing protein 7. Lineage: Eukaryota; Viridiplantae; Streptophyta; Magnoliopsida; Poales; Poaceae. Gene Ontology annotation, molecular function: protein binding. The record is from RefSeq and is a predicted model, not a curated record. Bases 382 to 912 code for a protein of 176 amino acids. The transcript has 7 exons.